GUGCCCAAUCCCCUCUUCUUACCAGGACCCCUCCUUACCCCUCCCACAACUAAUGGGGGCUCUCCCACACACUCACAAAGACACACUCAGAAAAUCCACACAUGACACAAAAAAAGAACACACAUAGGACCUAUCUUUGGCACUGCAAGGGCCCUUCCCUUUCCUCUAUAUAAGUAGAUGCAGAGACCGAAGGGCAAAGGCCCCGGCAGACAGAAACAUACGGACACCGAAGCCCAUUGAGCAUCAGACUCCUGCAGCCUCCCCCUCGUCAACUUCUACAGGCCCGCAAGGUGACGUUUCAGCACCGGUACCAUGUCCGACAACGAGCCCGCCACCAAGCCGCCCCCGAAGGUGUUUCACCGCGGCCGCACCGCCACCCCCGUUGCCAACUCCAACGCGGAUAAGAAGGAGGUGCCCGAAUUCGAACCGUUUGGCUUGAUGCCCCGGGGACCCCCUCCGCUCAUCGAGUUUUUGGAUAUUUGGGAGGUGGACAUGCUUCAGACCCAGAGCGGUGUCAACAAGCCUCAGCACAACACUCACGUGUACGCAAACGACAGACUCAUUGUUCGCAGGGGACAGGAGUUCCAGCUCAAGGUGACAUUUGACCGUGCCUACAAACCCUCUGAAGACCAGUUUGCCGUGGAGUUUGUCAUUGGGGCCAGUCCCCAGUUCAACAAGGGGACCUACAUCCCUGUGUUCGUGAACAAGGAGCGUCAGAGCCCAUGGCCAGGUCGAGUGGUGGACAGCACUGACAACGUGGUCACACUGGGCAUCACCCCCGCGCCGGACUGCAUUGUAGGAAAGUGGCGCGUUUACCUGGCAGUUAUGACACCCUAUGGAAUUCGCAGGACCAAGUGGGACGAGACCAGGGAUGUCUAUAUUCUUUUCAACCCUUGGGCACCAGCGGAUUCAGUGUUUCUGGAUGAUUAUAAUGAGAGGCUGGAAUGUGUUCUGAAUGAGCUGGGGGUCAUCUACCACGGUGCGUUUGAUGACGUUGCUGAGCGGCCUUGGAACUUUGGUCAGUUUGACUACGGGGUGCUGGAUGCCUGUCUGUUCAUCUUGGAUAAAGCUAGCAUGCCCAUCACCAACAGGGGCGAUCCCAUCAAAGUAACUCGUAUUGCCUCAGCCAUGCUGAACUCUCGUGACGACGACGGGGUCCUGGAGGGUAACUGGGGCGGGGACUACACCUACGGAGUGGCUCCCACUUCCUGGACAGGAAGCAGCGAGAUCCUCCUCCAGUACUCCAGCAGCAAGCGACCUGUCUGCUACGCCCAGUGCUGGGUCUACGCUGCCGUCUUCAACACCUUUCUGCGCUGUCUUGGCAUCCCAGGAAGGGUGGUCACCAACUUCUUCUCAGCCCAUGACAACAAUGGCAACCUGAGAACAGACAUCAUCCUUGAUGACAAUGGCAAAAUUGACAGGCUGCGCACUGUGGACACCAUUUGGAACUACCACUGCUGGAAUGAGUGUUACAUGACCAGGCCGGACCUUCCGCCAGGGUUUGGGGGCUGGCAGGUGGUGGAUGCUACACCCCAGGAGACAAGCGAUGGGAUGUACCGUUGUGGCCCUGCCUCCGUCCACGCCAUCAAACACGGCCAACUCUGCUACCAGUUUGAUGCACCCUUUGUGUUUGCUGAGGUGAACAGUGAUGUGGUGUUCAAAUCCCGGAACAGAGACGGGACCCUGUCCACGGUCAAGGUCAAUACCAGCCAUGUUGGAAGGAUGGUGUUGACCAAAGCUCAAGGCCAGGACACUCGCCGUGAUAUCACUGACCAUUAUAAGUUCUCAGAGGGCAGUCCGGAGGAGCGCACGGUGUUGGAGAAAGCGGAGGAGUAUGGCAGCGAGCGUGAGAAAGCCUCCCCUCCCAAGGGGGAUGUGGAGCUGGUAAUGCCCUUGGUGGAGGUGAGGGUGGGGGACAGCUUCGAGCUGAAGCUGGUGUUGGACAACGCGAGUGACCAGGCUCGCUCCGUGGACAUGUACGUCAGUGGCAACGUGGUGUAUUACACAGGAGUCACCAGCUCCGAGUUCCUGUUCAAGAGCCCCGAGAUGACCCUGGGUCCCAAGAAAGCUGGGAAGGAGGUGGUUAUUCCGGUGCCUUCCAAGGACUACAUGAGACAGCUGGUGGAGCAGGCCAACCUCCACUUCAUUGCCACUGGGAAGGUCAAGGAGACCGGACAAAUCAUCAGCGCUAUGAGGGUUGUCACCUUGCACACCCCAAAACUCUCUGUGGAGGUGUCUGGUCAAGCUAAAGUGGGCGAGAAGAUGUUAGCGAUCAUAAAGUUCACCAACCCAUUCAAGUUCAACCUGGAGGAUGUGAACGUGCGCGUCGAGGGACCAGGGGUCAUGUCACCCAAACACAAGCACUACAGCCUGGUCACGCCUGGCUCGUCACUGACGUGGACAGAACACUUCCACCCCCGUCGGGCGGGACCCACCAAGCUGAUGGCCAGCCUGGACUGUGCUGCCCUCAGACAGGUGUAUGGGCAGGUCGAGCUCGCCGUCGAACCCUGAUGGACGAAGGGCAGAUCCACGGCACAGAUAUACGCCAUAGUUACAUGCUAGCUUUGAAAAAGUGACAGUGUUUUCUAGUUAGGCAGGAUUUAGUGUAGUUCAAAGUCGUUUUUUUCCCCCCCACCUGACAUCCAGUGGUGUAGGUGUUAGGGAUUGUUCGUUUAAUGCAUGGUUCCAUUUAUGAUCGUGUUAGUUCAUGUAUAUUACUAACACAUUUAUUGAAGUAAAAACAAUUUACUGAUAGAGUAUGUGUUUUGUUUUAGCUUUUGAGUUCAGUAAAUGAAUACCUGCAUAGUGCUGUCAGUGUUUCUCUUUCUAUCUCUGUGUGUCAUUAUAAAGCCCUUAAUAAACCAUUUGCAAACAAUUUGUGAACUGUUUACCCACCA
This is a messenger RNA of Esox lucius (northern pike), 2897 nucleotides long. It is a transcript of the gene f13a1b, whose product is annotated as coagulation factor XIII, A1 polypeptide b. The record is from RefSeq and is a predicted model, not a curated record. Bases 313 to 2511 code for a protein of 732 amino acids. Gene Ontology annotation, biological process: blood coagulation, fibrin clot formation; peptide cross-linking. The transcript is spliced from 15 exons. Gene Ontology annotation, molecular function: protein-glutamine gamma-glutamyltransferase activity. Lineage: Eukaryota; Metazoa; Chordata; Actinopteri; Esociformes; Esocidae.